GUGCCAUUUGCUGUAAAGUAAUGCAAUUUUUGAAUGAAUUUCCGAUGCUGGAAUUUCUGGUCAAAUUUGUGAAAAUUAUAUUGGCUUGAAAUCUUUGAAGAAAUGUUUAUGGUAAUAUGGAGUGAGGAUUUCAUAGCGGUAUCCACGACAAGCUCGCAAAUUAAAUAAAAUAGUAAAUGGAUAUUAAGUAGAAUCUCUAAAUAAAUUCUUCAUGAAGUUCUUUGAAAUAUUGUUACAGGGAUAUCAGUGAAAAUCCCCUGGCCAAGUUCGCAGGGGUUGACGGUAUUAAAGUGAAGGAGUUUCAUUCUGAUUAUUGUAAUGUAGUGUUCUUUAGUGAAACAUAUCACCUUUUUAACACUUUAAUGCGCCUCCAACGGUUCAUCACGAACCGGCUGCUGCAGAUGGAGUAUGGCUGAUCAUAUGCAUCAGACAUGCUCGAUAAACAGGAGGAACCGCCGGGGCUCAGUAGAGUCUAUUCCCAAGCAAUAGUUCCAAGUCGGUUGGAUUUGAGAAGGUUUUGAUGAUCGUUACAAAUCCUAAUAAAAGUAUUAUAGGAUUUGUGACAGGUUUUGGAACCUUUUACAGCCAUCUGACUUCAAAAUGUUGUUUGGGCUCUAUUUCCCACGUUUCUCGGUUGUUUUUUUUUAUUACAUAGUAAUUUAUUAAUGUCAUAGUCGCUUUUUCGAAUUUUUACAAUGUUAGUUGGUCAUAUUUUCUUUAAAUAAAGCAAUAAAAAUCGACCGAAGAAUCAAUAGUGGGAAGGAGAUUUGCAGCACUUAAUUGUGCUGAUAGAUUCAAAGCUAACGUGCGAACACUUAAAUGCAUUGUUGACGUCAAUGCGUUCGACGUGACAUUUUGGACAAAAACUGACUGCUUUAUAUUAAUUGAACAACGUUACUUGUGUAUGACUAGGUUGACAUUUCUAGGCUACGCUUGAGAAAAUGACAUGGUUCAUCUAGGUAGGACCGAUAGGACAAUUGAACGAAUUUGAAUAUUUUUAAUAGUAUUUGUAGCGGGAUGAAAGUUGGCAUGAAAUCUUUAUUAUUUUAAAAUUUUAUUACAAUCUGUGGAUUUUGGACCGAUGACAAUUUAAGGACACAAGAGAUGAACACAAGUAGAAAACGAUUAGCAAAAUCAAGAAAACAAUUUGACACAGGAUCGACUAUAUUUUAACAUACAGGGUUCGAUUGAUUCGAUGAAAAAAAAACAAACAUGCGACAACUGACUUAACGAGCAUGUUGCGAACAAAAGUAGCCAAGCAUACAUUUUUACUCGGGCACCGCAGGCGCCCGACGUCGAGCCAACCGUCGUUGCCACGUGAGCGGGCUGCCGUCGUUGCCGUAGCAACGACCCAGCCGCAAUCGCAGCAAGCGUGGGCUGAAUUUGAAUUUUUAGAUUAGAAGUGAAAAAACUGUGACGCGACCUAGAAGUGAAAUUUUCCCAACGCGUAGGAAACUAAAUUGAAUUGUAAAACUCUUUGUUAAACUAGUUAAUAAUAGUAAUAAAUUAAAUAACAGUUAACAUAAAGCGUGUUAUUAGUGAAUUGCGUGAAAUACCAGUUUGAGAAGUAGGUUGAAGUGAACCCGGGUGAAGGUGAUUAGCUGUGGACAAAAUCAUCCUACCUGCGUCUGCCCCCUGAUUAGUGCACGUGUAUCGGGAGCCUGUUGGAGCCGAAUCUGGUGCUCCUCCCCCGCAACCACGUAACUACCCUGAAACAGAGCAGGUAAACCACUGUCCCGUGAUUCGCUACCAGGAAGUAGCUUACAUUUGGCCCUUCUCCCUCCAGGUAAACCACUGUCCCGUGAUUCGCUACCAGGAAGUAGCUUACAUUUGGCCCUUCUCCCUCCAGGUAAACCACUGUCCCGUGAUUCGCUACCAGGAAGUAGCUUACAUUUGGCCCUUCUCCCUCCAGGUAAACCACUGUCCCGUGAUUCGCUACCAGGAAGUAGCUUACAUUUGGCCCUUCUCCCUCCAGGUAAACCACUGUCCCGUGAUUCGCUACCAGGAAGUAGCUUACAUUUGGUCCUUCGACUGCCCAUGACCGGUUUAUAUGGAACAGCAGGUACGACGGUCUGCUAGAAUAAAUAAAGGUUUAGUUCCUAAGACUUUAGAUAAGUACGUAGUUUAUAUUCCGAAGCAAAGUAACAUGCUUCGUACUCCACCCAACGUCUCGAAUGUGAAUCCCCACGUGGGGGAAAACGUUGCUGCUCAACCGGACGCGAUUCCAGAGAACAAAUCUGUCGCCUCUGGUGCAUCGAGAGAACCUGCGAAGUCAACGAGAACCCGAACAUCGCGAAGCAGCAGGACUGACAGUCAAAUCAAGCUCUUGGACCUGGAAGAGCAGAAUGAGGAGGCUGAACUGCGAGCUUCCAUCGAGCGGGACAGGAUCGUGGCUGAGAAGCAGCUUGCUGAACUGCAGAUUCAACACGACCUGGCACUGAAGACCGAGCAGCGGAAAGCGGAGUUCCUGAAGCGGCAGCGAGAACGCGAUUUGAGGAAGAUCGAGCUGCAGUCUGACUCAAGUCACCGAUCGGGUACAUCGAGCAGAUCGAGUACCUACACCGACGUCUCGAAGCGCGUUGCAGAUUGGCUUACCGAAUCCGAUAUGGUCAGACCAACCAACGUGCAUGAAUCGUCCCACUGGAUAGAUCGUCCGUUCCUACAACAUCGCGAUGCAGGGAAUGCGUCGCCCCCCGACGUCUGGAAUGCACCGCCUCCCGGCACAUGGAAUACGUCGGCCCCCGGCGUGCAGAAAGCCUGGAACCCGGCCACAUGGAAUGUGCCAGCCCCCGGUGCGCGAAAUGCGUCGGCUCCCGGCGUGCAGAGAGCUGUAAACCAGGGUGCAUGGCAUGCACCAGCCCCCGGCCUGCGGAACGCGCCAGCAUCCGACGUGCGGAAUGCGUCGGUACAAGAACCCGCUGUAAAUGAGGUUCUGUCGCAAGCAUUCAGAGCACUACAAGGUAGGAACAUGCGAGACUUGCCCCCCUUUUCCGGCGACAUCAUGGAGUGGACCGUUUUUGAAAACGACUUCAGAACAUCCACCGAAGAGUUUCAGCUGUCGGACCGUGACAAUCUUCGACGACUGAACAAAGCGCUUCACGGAAAAGCAAGAAAAACUGUAGAGUCGCUGCUCUCAUCGCCUGACAACGUGGAGCAGAUUAUGCGAAUGUUGAAGUCGAACUUCGGCCGCACUGAAUGGGUGGUGGCGAACCGACUGGAGGCGCUGAGAAACCUGGAGACCGUAAAAGAGGGAAACAUCGAGUCCUUCCGUGCCUUUUACAAUGCGGUAAUUGGUACCAAGGUGGCGAUGACCAACGCGAGGGCGGACAACUACCUGAUGAAUCCCGAACUCAUAUCGCACCUGGCUGAAAAACUGCCUGCUUUCAGCAAACAGAUGUGGGUUCGGCAUAAGGCCGCUCUGAUGAAGGAAGGAGUCGCCAUCGAGUUCGACACUUUCUCUCGUUGGUUGGAGGAUGAGAUGGACAACCAGCUCGCGAGUCUCAACCCUGUAUUCAGCGUUAAGAAGCCCAGCUACCAGCCGAAGCCGAAGCCGACAGUCCUGAACGUCAACAGUCGCGACGAAGUGGUAGCGAAGAAGUGUCCUUUGUGCUCCGCAAGCUCUCACUCUGGCCUGGAGAAGUGCGAGCAGUUCCGGAAGCUGUCGGUUAUCCAACGUCGAUCUGCUGCUAACUCCUGCAAGGUCUGCUAUAUCUGCCUGAAGUUCGACCAUGCGAGGAAGAACUGCAAGUCCGAGAAGAAGUGUUCCAUCUGCAAGAAGAACCACCAUGAACUGGUCCACACCGACGAACCUGCAAGGAACUCGAGGAUCAGUCGUACGGACGCGGCGAGUAGUGACGAUAAUGUCUGCAACUUCAACGGCAAGAACACGAACACACUGCUCCGAGUUGGAAAGGUUAAGAUUCGUGGUCCACAAGGCGUCGCUGAAGUAUUUGCGCUCUUCGACGAAGGUUCGUCUCUCUCGAUGAUGGAUGCGGCUGUGGCAGAGAGCCUCGGAUUGCGAGGACCGAUUGCUCCUGUGACCUACCGCUGGACAAAUGGGAUCCUGCACAAAGAGGAACAGUCGAUGAUGCUCUCGUUCCGAAUUUCUGGACCUUCCGAUCAAGCGAAGUGGUACGACGUGAACAAUAUCCAGACGGUGACAAACAUGGCCCUGCCGGCGGUGAAGUUCGACAUGGCGAGAGUAAAGCAGCUGUACCCCAUGCUCGAUGAAGAGAAGCUAGCUGCGAUCCAAGAUGCCUGUCCCUGUAUGCUGAUUGGAUCGAACAACGCAGGUCUGAUUGUGCCUCUGAAGACGGUGCAAUAUUCAUUGGAUGGCUUGCAGCUGACUCGGUGCCACCUUGGAUGGACAAUCCAUGGAGUAGUGGACCCAGCCGGCGCCGGAUCGAGCAACCAUCAUGCGUUCCUGUGCUCCGAAGACGACGACAUCGAGCUUACAGAUCUGGUGAAACAGAUGUACAAGGUUGAUGAUUUCGGGAUCUCUGGCCAUUCGGUGAAAAUAGCCGACGAAGAUCAACGAGCACUGGACAUCAUGCACCGUACCAUUACACGGCGUGGUGAUCGUUUCGAGGUUGGCCAGAUAUACAGGUACAACAACUUCGUCUUCCCGGAUAGCAAGCCUCAAGCCCUACGACGUCUCCAGAUCAUGGAAAAGAAGAUGGACUCGAAUCCUGAUUUCGCUGAUCGGUACUGCAGGAAGAUCCAGGACUACGUCGACAAAGGAUACGCUAGGGAAUUGGAACCUGAUGAGCUAACUGAAACUCCGAACACCUGGUACCUGCCGCAUUUCAGCGUGGCGACUGAUGAGAAGUUCCGCUUGGUGAUGGACGCCAAGGCAAAGUCGCACGGUUUUUCCCUGAACGAUCUGCUACUGAAGGGUCCGGAUUUCGUCCCUCCGCUGAUCGCGGUGCUGAUACGGGCCCGAAUGAAGAAGAUUGCCUUCGUUGCGGACAUAAGGGAAAUGUUCCAUCAAGUCCUCAUCCGCAGAGAAGAUCAGGACUCCCAGCGAUUUCUUUGGCGUGGCAUGAAUCGCACGGACCCUCCUAAGGAGUACGUUAUGCAGGUGAUGGUAUUCGGUGCAGUGUCGUCCCCGUCGAUGGCACAGUUCAUCAAGAACUUCAAUGCGAAGGAGCUGGAAGAAAAGCACCCCGGCGUCGAGCGAGCUGUCGUGAAGCAGCACUAUGUCGACGACUACUUCGACUGCGCGGACACUGAACAAGAAGCCAUCGAACUGGUUCAGCGUGUCAUUAAGGUGCACGAUCAAGGCGGAUUCAAGCUAGUGAAGUUCUCGUCAAACUCCCGUGCCGUGUUGGCAUCUCUCGAUCCGGAAAUCGUCGCGGACAAUGAGAGCGACGUUCGUGUCCUCGGAAUCGAGUGGGACCUACAGUCCGACGAAUUUGUCUUCCCGCUAGACUUCCCAAAACUGGAUCAGCGAUUCCGGACAGCUGAAGCCGUGCCCACGAAGCGGCAACUGCUGAAAUUCAUGAUGGGUAUCUUCGAUCCACUGUGCUUGCUCAGUCCGAUAACGAUUCAGCUGAAGAUCAUCUUUCAAGAGCUGUGGCGUCUGCAGUCGGGAUGGGACGAUGAGAUUCCUGAUGGUCUGGUGCCGAAAUGGAUGGAAUGGCUGAACGAAACUGCAAGACUGAGAGAAAUUCGAAUACCGCGGUACUACCAUCCGGCGGUGCCAUCCUUUAGUGAUGUUGAGCUACACGCUUUCUGCGACGCGAGUGACAAGGCUUAUGCCUGCGUGAUCUACAUGGUCCACCGCCGAAAAGAAAGAUCACAUGUUGCGCUGGUGUAUGCGAAGUCAAGAGUAGCACCCCUGAAGUCGCAGACUGUGCCGCGACUAGAGCUACAAGGAUGCGUCCUGGCAAGCCAGAUGAUAAGCGUUCUUCAAACGGAGAUCAUGAUCGACAUUACCCGGCUGUACUUCUGGACCGAUUCGAAGAUCUGUUUGUGUUGGUUGAAGUCGAAUCAGAAGCUGACGGCCUAUGUCGGCGCUCGCGUAAUGAAGAUUAAGGAGAAUGGUCACGGAGUGCAGUUCUGGCACUGGGUUCCGUCGCAGCUCAACGUGGCGGAUUUGGCAACGAAGUGCUCGAAGAUUGGCAGCAUGCAGGAAUGGCUGCGUGGCCCAGACUUCCUCUACCGGGAUAGCUCUACCUGGCCGGUCGACGAAUCGUUGGAAAUGUCCUCCGAAGAGUUCGCGAGCUUCCACUCCGAAAUAACCGUCAAAGAUGUGGCCGGACCGCUGUGCUGUGCGGCGUUCAAAGAAAACUUGAUCGAUCUACCCGACAUCGCCAGGUUCUCGGAUUUCAACCGGCUGAUCAGGUCAACUGCGUACUACCUGAAAAUGAGAAGACUGUUAGUUUUGCCGAAACGAGAAAAGCCUGAUCGGUUGACGAUCAAUGUUCGUGACAUGGAUGAAGCAAGAAAAGAGUGGUACAGGAAAGUACAAUCGGAGACCUUCGAAUCCGAGCUGCGUAGCUUGAAGAUGUCAGGCUACGUGAAAAGUAGCAGUCAUCUGAAAACAUACUCCCCGUUUCUCCACGAUGGAAUCAUUCGGAUGCGAGGUCGUGUCCAAGAUGACAGCAAGCCGUUCGAGGUGAACAACCCGGUGAUCCUUCCCGACGGCCAUCCGUUCUGUACGCUGCUGAUCCGGAUGUAUCACAUUGCCAACGCGCUUCAAGGCCUGGAAACCGUCAUCAACAACGUCAAGGAACGCCACCGGAUACUGAAGAUUCGUUCGCAGGUGAAGAAGUACACGAUGUCCUGUGUGAAGUGCCGAGAGCUGAGAGCGAAGCCAACCGUGCCGCAGAUGGGAAUCCUGCCGCCGGCUCGAACAACCCCGCACGUGUAUCCGUUCACCUGUACUGGCAUCGAUUACUUCGGGCCGCUUUCUGUAAAGGUCGGCCGGCGCAUGGAGAAAAGGUGGGUUGUGCUGUUCACCUGCAUGACGUCGAGAGCAGUACACCUGGAAGUGGUGCCAUCGCUCGAUACGAACAGCUGCCUAAUGGCAAUACGCUGUUUCAUGUCUGUCCGUGGACUGCCGCAGUGCAUCAUGACCGACAACGGUACCAACUUCACCGGUGCCGACCAGGAACUGAGGACGCUCGUAAAGUCACUGGACCAGCCGCAGAUUGAGGAGUCGUUAAGCGUUAGAGGAGUACAGUGGAAGUUUAUACCCCCCGGUGCUCCACAUUUCGGGGGAUGCUGGGAGCGAUUAGUCCGCUCCGUCAAAACUGCACUUGGUGCAAUGCUGCGAGACCGACACCCUACGGACUUGGUGCUCCGGACGGCAUUGUGCGAGGCGAUGAACACUGUCAACAAUCGGCCGUUGACGCACGUUGCGGACGACCCCCUGGAUCCUGAACCGUUAACACCGAACAUGCUGCUACUCGGACGGAACAACGUGAUCCAGUUUGACCACGAUUUUGACGAACGGGACCUGGACUGUCGUGCCGCCUACAAGCAUUCCCAGAUCUAUGCGGAUCGUUUCUGGCGCAAGUGGGUGGCCGCAUAUCGCCCGGAGCUCAUCCGGAGUCGCAAAUGGCCGGACAACAGGAGGUAUCACGAGUACAAGGUUGGUGACAUUGUGAUGCUGGUGGACGAGACUCUACAUCGUGGUAACUGGCCAAAGGGCGUGGUAGAGAAAACCUACCGUGGCCCGGACGGAAAAAUAAGAACUGUUGAGAUACGAACUGCGAAGUCACGGUACAAGCGACCCGUCAGCAAGGUUGUGUUGCUGCAACCCAUCAGUUCGUCUUCUGGCCCGGAGAAUGUUGCGAACAAAAGUAGCCAAGCAUACAUUUUUACUCGGGCACCGCAGGCGCCCGACGUCGAGCCAACCGUCGUUGCCACGUGAGCGGGCUGCCGUCGUUGCCGUAGCAACGACCCAGCCGCAAUCGCAGCAAGCGUGGGCUGAAUUUGAAUUUUUAGAUUAGAAGUGAAAAAACUGUGACGCGACCUAGAAGUGAAAUUUUCCCAACGCGUAGGAAACUAAAUUGAAUUGUAAAACUCUUUGUUAAACUAGUUAAUAAUAGUAAUAAAUUAAAUAACAGUUAACAUAAAGCGUGUUAUUAGUGAAUUGCGUGAAAUACCAGUUUGAGAAGUAGGUUGAAGUGAACCCGGGUGAAGGUGAUUAGCUGUGGACAAAAUCAUCCUACCUGCGUCUGCCCCCUGAUUAGUGCACGUGUAUCGGGAGCCUGUUGGAGCCGAAUCUGGUGCUCCUCCCCCGCAACCACGUAACUACCCUGAAACAGAGCAGGUAAACCACUGUCCCGUGAUUCGCUACCAGGAAGUAGCUUACAUUUGGCCCUUCUCCCUCCAGGUAAACCACUGUCCCGUGAUUCGCUACCUGGAAGUAGCUUACAUUUGGCCCUUCUCCCUCCAGGUAAACCACUGUCCCGUGAUUCGCUACCAGGAAGUAGCUUACAUUUGGCCCUUCUCCCUCCAGGUAAACCACUGUCCCGUGAUUCGCUACCAGGAAGUAGCUUACAGAGCAGAAAAACAUAUUUAACCAUACCACAAAAUCUAACAAGGAGACAAACACAAACCGUGUGACCAUAACACUACAUAGGCAAAUCCUGACUGACUGACCAAUUGAAAACUUUCCAAUCUUCUACCGUAUCUUUCUGAGUCAGUUGCAACAGUGUCUUAAUGGAUAUCAUUUUCCGCGUACGGCUGGCAAACUGCUUGUGAAAGAUUACGUACUCUUUUCUAUCUUCGGGUCUAGUGUAGAGGUUUCAACUCUAUUCAGAGUGCAGCUAGAAACCUAGCAAAAAAAAAAGGGAUAUCAGUGAAAAUCCAAGAGCCCACAGAGCCCCAAGAGCCAGCUGUGAAGGCGGUAUCUAACAUGACCAUGCUGGGGGUGAAGCGUUCGAUUUCCGGUCGGUCUAGGCACUUUUCGUAAUGACAACUUCCUUUACUGCCACAUCGUGCACGAUAUACACAUGCAAAAUGAUCAUUGGCAGAACACUCUGGAGUACCUUAGUAGGAUGAUUAUUCGAUUCUAUAACAUUCCCCAGAAAACCAUUCCCCAGAAAUCCAUUCCCCAGAAUGUACCAUUCCCCAGAAAAGCUUAAUAUACUCUGCUAAAAAGUUUAAUUCGAUACACAAACAGUAAAAUGUUGAUCAUAAUGAUAUGUUAUACCUCGGACUGACAUGUGAUACGAGUAUGAUUCCUGUACAACGGUACGCAGUGUCAAGACAAUUCUAACAAGACUGACUUGAACUGAGAGAAUUUUCAGUAUGGCACUCAUUUCAAGCGCAAUUGUACAGUGAUUCUUGUAUCACAUGUGUGCCAUAAGUAUUAUAGGCAAGGAUUAUAACAUUAUAGUGUUAUUACGAGCAAAUAUCUAUUUCUUAUACGGUAUAUGUAACAAAUUAAGGUAAAAAUGUAUACAUACAUACAUAUCCAUAAAAAUAUUCUACAAUGGUUCAAACGUUUAAUUACCAUUGUACACAGUUGCAUGUUGAUCUUUAAACCUAUCUUGAAAGUUCAUAAACUGUUAUAAUUCCAGUUGCGUUGCUAUAAAAUGUUUUGUUUUUGACAGAUUUGUGAAAAUUGUGUAGCACUUGUUUUACGAUGAAUAACGUUUUAAAAGUGAUGUGCAAAAUUUACAGAGAAAACGCAUAUUCUUCUGAUGUUGUUCAGUGUACAAGAUACUAAAGACUCAACUGACCACGGUUGGAGGGAUCCAUCCCAAUGGCUGUUCCUAUAGGAAUUAUAAUUAUUCGCUUCAAAGGCUCUUCAUUCAUGCGGUAUGAGAAGGGCUUUCAUCAUUAUUCCAAUACUAUGGAAUGGAAUAGAAAAAGUGAACAUAUAAGCAGUUUUAAUGCCAACAAUUCUAAAUAUUUUUAAUGAAGAAGGGAAAAAGUAUCAUUGUUUUCCUUUUGGCAUUAAAAAACCCAACAAUGUUCCUUCUUUUUAAACAAUAUUCAUCUUAAAAUUAAGGCAAUUAGUAAAAUUUUUUAAAUUAUAACUGCUUACAUUUUCAACAUAGAUUCUCCCUUCUUUUCUACAUAGGCUGUUCUUUCGAACUGCACUUUGCAGAAAAUUAUGGGCAUUAUUACAACCACCGGUGUAAAAUUGCUGUUAAAUUUAAUAUUUAUUAUAUAUAAUUUAUUAUAUAUUUUUUUUCAAAUUUCUAAACACCUGUGCUUGUGGUGCCGAUUGUAACUAGCCUAAACAUUAUAACUCGAAAAGAAGGGAAAAUCUAUGUUGAAAAAGUAAGCAGUUGUGAUGCCGAUAAUUUCCUGAAAAGUGCAAUUCGAAAGAACAGCCUAUGCAGCAGAGAAGGAAAAGUCUAUGUUGAAAAUGAAAGCAGUUAUAAUUCCAAUAAUUGUACCAAAUUCUAAAUUCUAAAAAAAAGCUUGUUUAAAAAAAAGGAACAGUGUUGGGUUUUUGAAUGCCGCAAGGAAAACAAUGUCACCACAGACAAACAGACGUAACACUUCGAACAUUUUUCGAUUUAAAUUUUAGUCUCGGAAAUAGGUUCGCUUAAUUCUAAAAGGACUGAAUUUGGCCAAUCAUCAACUAGGUGGCAGUAGUGAGCAAACGUCAAACUCAAACAAAAACUAUGCGAGCGCCGCGAAUUGGCAGUUGAUCAACUCUCAAAUUUUCAAGUAAACCGUUAAAUCGAUGUACGAUGGCAAUUAUCAGAGUGUUACGUUUCCUUCUUCGUUAAAAAAAAUGUUUGAGUCGUUAUAAGAAUUGUUGGCAUUACAACUGCUUAUAUGUUUAUUAAAAAUGAUCCCUUCUUUUGCAUAGGCUGUUCUUUCCAGUUGCACUUUUCAAGAAAUUAUCGGCAUUGCAACUGCUUACUUUUUAACAUAGAUUCUCCCUUCUUUUUUGCAUAGGCAAUUCGAAAGAACAGCCUAUGCAGAAAAGAAGGAAAAAUGUAUGUUGAAAAAGUGAGCAGUUGCGAUGCCAAUAAUUAUACCAAUAGCCUAAAUUGUAAAGGCAAAUCAUGCUUAUUUCCGAAGUUUUUCUUGUCGAAUAAGAAUUUUUGGCAGGAUGUUUCUUCCGAUGAUUUUUUACGAAUAAAUAUUUGAUUUUUAGCUAUUAAUAUAAACCAUUCAGAAUUAAAGCAAUAGUUUUAUUUUUUUCUGGGGAAUGGUACAUUCUGGGGAAUGGAUUUCUGGGGAAUGGUACAUUCUGGGGAAUGGGUUUCUGGGAAAUGGUUUUCUGGGGAAUGGUACAGACUUUACGCGAUUUUGGUGUUUCUCUUGAGACUUUGGAGAUUUUGGUGUUCCUCUUGAGACUUCCCAUAAGAUCUUCCCGGGAUUUCUCCCAGAGUUGCUACAGUCGAGUCAUUUCUGGUAUGUCUAUGUUGGGUCCUUGGACACCCCUAAGAACAACCUCAGUCGCUGGGCUCACGGGUGACAUUCAAGCUGUCAUCUCCGUCGACGCCGUGACAGCACGCAACGAGAAACAUCAGUAACUUGGUGGUAUCUAAGUUACCGCGAACAUUGUAUUUUGCCCACCAUUCCAUCUCGGAUUCGCGCGACCGUAACAGUCUACUAGAGUGCUUCCAAGGAUUUCUUAGGGAGUUUUUCACGAACUUUCUGCAGGAGUUCCUCCCUGGGUUUCUUCCGUAGUUUUUCCUGUAUUUUUUCAAGUGCUCUAGAGUUUCUUUCAGGUUUUUUUUACAGGAAAGGUUCCUAAAGGUUCUCGCGGAAUUUGUCUCGGAGUCUGUCCUGGAGUUUCUCUCAGAAGAUUCCUUUCGGAAAUGGUCCUGGGAUGUCUCUCACAGUUUGUCUGUAUUUUCUUUGGACUACCCUAAGAUUGUUCUGCUGUAGCUAUUGCUGAUAUUUCACAUCUAAUUCUGAUUUUGUUUAGAGUUAGGCUCUUCCUCGUAGUUGUACCGGAUUUCCUGCAAUGAUCCUUCGGAGAUUAUUUUUUACAGAUUUUCUCAGGUUUCCGGACGAGAACUAUUUCCGGAAUCAUUACCGGAAAGUUUCCCGAGAUUGUGGUAGUUCUUUUUGUGCUUUUUUAAAUAGUUGCUUUGAGAGUUCUUGCAGGGAUUUUUCAAAAGGUUUCUCUCAAAAUGUCUCCUGAUCUAACGUACGAAAUGUGUUAUAAGAAAUUGUCGAAGAAAUGCACUAAUUCCAGGAAACCUUGCAAGAAACUCCGCAGUCUUUGAAAAACUCUCGACAGCAACAUCGAAAUAAAAACCUGAGAUAUCUUGGGAAGGCACGGUAAAGGCUGGGUAUGCUGCGCAAUUCAGAUCCCAUUGUGAUCCACUAGCCUCUGCCCAGCAACUCCUAUCCCUACCACCUCGUGGUACCGGCCGGAAACUACGAGCAACCUUAGGGGAAAUCGGGUAACCAACCCCGGUGGGAACUUUAGGCGUAGGCUGACAGGGAAGAGGGGGUUUGCUUCUGCAAACCUGAGCAACUGUUCUCCAGGAGGAGCGGCUCACAACAGCGUCUGAUCCCCAUGUUACGGGCGGCUGAUCUGUGCCCGAGUGCCAGGGAAGGACUCUAAGCUCAACUGUGCACUAUGGUCCUCCGGAAAGUAGGAAAAUCAGCAACAGAAUAAUACGAACCGAGACCAACGGCAACGA
Molecule: messenger RNA, 12584 nt
Organism: Aedes albopictus (Asian tiger mosquito)
Lineage: Eukaryota; Metazoa; Arthropoda; Insecta; Diptera; Culicidae
Exons: 2
Coding region: 2051-7879 (1942 amino acids)
Biological process (GO): DNA integration
Molecular function (GO): nucleic acid binding
Source: RefSeq, a predicted model, not a curated record